Messenger RNA from Brassica rapa (field mustard), 2633 nucleotides. RefSeq names its product probably inactive leucine-rich repeat receptor-like protein kinase At5g48380. The record is from RefSeq and is a predicted model, not a curated record. Gene Ontology annotation, molecular function: ATP binding; protein kinase activity; receptor serine/threonine kinase binding. Lineage: Eukaryota; Viridiplantae; Streptophyta; Magnoliopsida; Brassicales; Brassicaceae. Gene Ontology annotation, biological process: protein phosphorylation.
CCUAUUUGGUUUGCGUUCUCAUCAGAUUAGAUGAUUUAGUUUUCUGUUCCCCGUUCUCGACGAAGUUUUGAUAAUUCCACAAAACAAUCCAAAGUCUGAGUCAACGACACACCAGACCGACGACUAAACUCCUUUUUUUUUUAAAUGUUUUAAAUUAUUAAAGAGAGAGAGAGAGAGUCAUUUCAUCAUUCACGCUUUUCCUUCUUCUUUCAUAAACACACUUGCAAUUGCAACACGCCAGAUGCGCGACUUUCUUCUUCUUCUUCCUCACUCAUGAAGAAGUAGGGAGCAGCAAGACAAAGACCCAAAGCUCUCGUUCUCUAUUCCUGAUUUUUUUUUCCUUCGUGAGUUCCUCCCCCCCAAAGAUUUUGCGAAUUCUCAUCUCUUUCUUUAAGUCAACUCAUUUCGAGAUCGCUUUUUUUCUUUAUUUUGUUGCUAUUUUUAUAACUUGUGAUUUUGCUUCGGACAGAACCCUAGACUUCUGUUCUGUAGGAAUAUGAUGGUGAUUAGGUUAGUUUUCACAGUUUUCCUCGGGAACUGUCUCUGCUUGCUCCUCCUCUCUAGCUUCAUCGAUGCAAGCGAGGCCGACGUGAACUGCUUGAGGAACAUAAAAUCUCAACUUACGGAUCCAAAUGAAUAUCUAUCGAGCUGGGUCUUCAGCAACGAGUCUGCAGGUUUCAUCUGCAAGUUCAGUGGUGUUUCUUGCUGGCACGAUGAUGAGAACAGGGUCUUGAGCAUUAAGCUUUCUGGUUUUGGUCUUGGGGGAGAGUUUCCUGUUGCGAUCAAGAACUGUACUGAUCUUACGGGUCUUGAGCUUUCAAGAAACAACUUCUCUGGACCUUUACCAACAGAUAUUAGCUCCUUGAUUCCAUCUGUUACAACUCUAGACCUUUCCGAGAACAGCUUCUCUGGUGUAAUCCCUGUCAGUGUCUCCAACAUAACCUUUCUAAACGCUCUUAUGCUUCAGGGUAACCAGUUCACGGGGACUCUCCCUCCACAGCUGGGGCAACUCGGACGGCUCAAGAAGUUCUCUGUGGCUAACAAUCGUCUCUCAGGUCCUAUCCCUGUUUUCAACGAAUCCAUCUUGAAAGUUGGAGCUGGUGACUUUGCGGGUAACGCUGGUUUGUGUGGUAAGCCUCUGGAUCCGUGCGAAGGUGCUAAUAGCUCUCGUGUUAAAGUUGUUGUUAUAGCUGCGGUUGGUGGACUGGUUGCAGCUGCGUUAGUUGUUGGGGUUGUUCUGUUCUUCUACUUCCGUAGAUUGGCUCUUGUUCGGAAGAAGUUGCAGGAUGAUCCUGAAGACAACAGAUGGGCUAGGAUCUUGAAACAACAGAAAGGCGUUAAGGUUUUCAUGUUUAAGAAGUCAGUUUCAAAGAUGAAGUUAAGCGAUCUUAUGAAGGCAACAGAGGAAUUCAAGAAAGAUAACAUCAUCGGAAAAGGAAGAACAGGAACUAUGUACAAAGGAGUCCUCGAAGAUGGGACUCAUCUCAUGGUGAAGAGGCUGCAGGACUCUCAACACUCUGAGAAAGAGCUUGACUCAGAGAUGAAGACUUUGGGAUCCGUAAAACACAGAAACUUGGUCCCUCUCUUGGGCUACUGUAUCGCCAAGAAGGAGAGGCUUCUGAUAUACGAGUACAUGCCCAACGGUUACCUUUACGAUCAGUUACAUCCCUCAGAUGAAGAGUCCUUCAAGCCUAUGGACUGGCCUACGAGGCUGAAAAUCGCGUUGGGGGCGGCGAAAGGACUAGCGUGGCUUCACCACAGCUGCAACCCGAGGAUCAUCCACCGCAACAUAAGCUCGAAAUGCAUACUGUUGACUGCAGAUUUCGAGCCUAAGAUCUCGGACUUCGGUUUGGCUAGGCUGAUGAACCCCAUUGAUACUCAUUUAAGCACGUUUGUGAAUGGAGAGUUUGGUGAUUUCGGUUACGUUGCUCCGGAGUAUUCAAGAACCAUGGUGGCAACUCCUAAAGGAGAUGUGUACAGCUUCGGGGUUGUGAUUCUAGAGCUAGUAACGGGACAAAAGGCUACUAGCGUGACGACUGGACCCGAAGAAGAAGCCGAGGAAGAAGAAGGGUUUAAAGGUAACCUUGUGGAAUGGGUUACAAUGCUAUCGAGAGAGUCAAAACUGCAGGAAGCGAUUGACAAGUCUUUGCUUGGGAAGGAUGUGAAUGAUGAGAUCUUCAAAGUGCUCAAAGUAGCAUGCAACUGCGUUCUACCGGAAGUGGCGAAGCAGAGGCCUACCAUGUUUGAGGUGUAUCAGUUUCUGAGGGCUAUUGGAGAGAGCUACAACUUUACUACUGAAGAUGAUAUCUUAGUUCCGUCUGAAUCAGGAGAAGGCGACUUCAUUGAAGAGCUCAUAGUUCGCUGAUCAAAGAGGAAGGGGGUAAGACUUCUGAAAACGAAUAUCUUUAGUCCUAGCAGUUCCACGAUAUAUAUAUAUAUAUAAGUAAGUAUUGUUUUUUUCUUUCUGUGUUUGGUUUCUCCUCGUCGAUGGUGUGUGGUUGUAAUAUAAGAAAUUGUUAGAUGCACUCUCUGUUAUUACUACACUGAGCUUUGGUUGUUUUCAGAACAGCUACUGGUUUGGUUUUGUCACUACAUCCUUGCUAUUCUUUCAAAUGUUUGCUGCACUUAUUCAA